Molecule: messenger RNA, 1527 nt
Organism: Fusarium subglutinans
Lineage: Eukaryota; Fungi; Ascomycota; Sordariomycetes; Hypocreales; Nectriaceae
Exons: 3
Coding region: 1-1527 (508 amino acids)
Biological process (GO): regulation of DNA-templated transcription
Molecular function (GO): DNA-binding transcription factor activity, RNA polymerase II-specific; zinc ion binding
Source: RefSeq, a predicted model, not a curated record
AUGGUCUUCUCUGGCAAGCCUUCGCGAGCAUGCGAACCCUGUCGAGAGAAGCGCAGAAAGUGUGAUCUCAAAAAGCCCUCUUGUUCAACAUGCAUGCGGAUGAAAAUCUCCUGUUUUGGGUAUCGUGACGUUCACUCAGUCAAGAUCAAAGACCAAACCUCAGCCGUCAUACGGAAAGUACAGCGCCAGAGAUGUGUUAAUACCAAAGCAAGCCCCGAUUCCUACAGCUCAUCCAGCGAUUGCAGCUCCCCGGAUCAGUCGAUUCAGCGCAAUGACUUGGAGGUAGACUGUCUCCGGAUCUCAAGUCCUCCGGAAGAACUUGCACUUGGAUACUUCCUUUUUGUCUUCACCCGAUCCGGCCCAUUCUCAUACCUUCAUCAACACACAACUGCUCUCGCUAUAGACGAUGAUAUCAUACAGGCCAUUCACGCCCCGGCCCUUGCAUCCCUAGCUCUCGAACAUCGGCGCGGUGAUCUAUUACGUGCAGCACGUUACCACUACUCCAAAGCAUUGACUCGGACAAACCAAGAUCUAAGCGAUCCACGAGUAGCCAUGCUCGACAAGACCCUUCUCCGUGUAUUGUUGCUCUCAACUUUCGAAGGAUUGGUGUUCGAAGGCCGAGGCUCAACGAAAAACUGGGAACUCCACGUGCAAGGUUCACUAAGACUUUUGGUGAUGCGAGGAAGGCAACAGUUUCAGACUGAAUUUGGGUGCAGACUGUUUCACCAUACCGCCAUCAACGUGCUGACAAAUUGCAUAAUGCAAUCGAGCCCGAUAGCAGACGACUUCUUGCAACUCUACGACUAUGCCGUUUCUGGCCAGUCGGGACUCGAUGAAUCCAGGACUCGCAUGAUCGAAUUCGUUUGUCAGUUCGCCAGAAUGUGUGAUGCCAGAAAAAGCAUUUUGGCGACGGAAUUCGUGAGAAAGUGCAUGGAACUUGACCAAAAAGCUGCCAGGUUUAACGAUAUAUUCUUCAAAGAAUUGCCGUAUGAGGUUAUCGAUGUUACCUCCGAUGAAUACCGACAGAAUGCUCCUGGCCCGGAGAUCUGCCCUUACAAAGAUACUGUGCACAGAUAUCAGUCUCAACAGUCAGCUCGUGUUUACAACACAUCUAGACUCGUGCGAUUGACAGUCAAAGAGUGGAUGUACAGCAUCUUCGAUGGGAAUCCCCAUCGAGUCAUCCUCAAUGAACCCGACGACGAUGAUCCGCUCAAAGCCAUCUGGAGCCAGCUUCCCAUCAAGGCCGCAUUGCAGGCCAGCGAUGUAAUUGAUGAAAUGCUAGCUAGUAUCCCGUACUCACUAGAGCUGCUGAACACACCGUUCCGAACGGCUUCGCGAUAUGUGGUCUGGCCACUCACGAUCGCUGCAGGAUCUGAAGUUUGCCCUCCGCCUGCGAGGCUGUACAUCAUCGAUCGGCUGAAGGAGGUGGCUGUCAAAGCAAACCUUGACCAGGCUAUGCAGGCAGCGAAUAUGUUGGAGGAUAGAGUGCCGUUAGAGGACUGGAUGCAUCUUCUUCAUCUCUCGUGA